Molecule: messenger RNA, 1135 nt
Organism: Saccostrea cuccullata (small rock oyster)
Lineage: Eukaryota; Metazoa; Mollusca; Bivalvia; Ostreida; Ostreidae
Product: RPA-interacting protein A-like
Exons: 7
Coding region: 48-737 (229 amino acids)
Biological process (GO): protein import into nucleus
Cellular component (GO): nucleus
Source: RefSeq, a predicted model, not a curated record
ACAUGUAGUUUGAUAUUAUUUGUGUGCUUUAUAGAAAGAGAGCAAGUAUGUCAGUAAGCGACAAAACAAGGAAAGAUCACAGGGCUCUGUACAAAGCUAGGACUCCUCCGUGGAAAGAAACCUACAGAAAGAGAUGUUUGGACAGACUGAAAGAGAGCAGGGGAAAGCUUCAGGAGAAGUUCCGUAACAUCAGUACAGCUUUAAAUGAAAAGGAUGAAUUUAUCACAGAUCUGAUGAGAGAGGAGCUUCAGACCAUGCAGAAGAAUCUGUGUUCGGGGGAGGAGAAACUGGAUGUGGAGAUGGAUGAUUUUUCUGCUGCUGACUUUGAUAUUGAGAGUGUACUGAAUUUGUUUGAAGAUAUUCAGGAGGAACUUAGACAAGAGGAAUUGAAGAUGUUGGCCGAGUUUGAGAAGUAUGAGGCCAGUUUACGUCAGGAAGAGGAUGCUUUGUGUUCAGCCAUUGAGAGUUUGUCAGCAGAAGAUGUCAUUUGUCCAGUGUGUCAAAAGAAUUGCAUGUUGCAAAACAAAUCUGUGAUAUUUUGUAAAUGUGGAGUCAGAGUGGAUACUGAGCAAGACUGCUUAACCCUUGUAAAUGUUAAAAAGCUGCUUGAUGAAGGAGUAAAACUUCAUGAAAACAUGUGCACCACCCCACCUACCUUUUCUGUUGUGUCUGACCUGGGACCACAAAAUCUCCUGAUGUCCUGCAAGUCUUGUGACUGGAUGUCCAUAAUCAUCUAAUUUCCAUGAAUGACCAAAGAAAAGUAAAAAUGCAGCUUAACCUUAGUUACUAUGCAGUGGCUAAAACUGGUUGUACAAUGUUGUGAGAUCAAACAAUGCAGCUAAUGACUGACUUGUACAUAGACAUUGUGUAGAAUACCAUGUGAUUUCUAGACAAUGUACAAAGUGGAUCUGUAGUGAGGGAUGCUUCAGAAAGUGGAUGCCAUUUUGAUUUUUUUACACUUGAGAUGCACUACAGAUAUUUGUUUUCUUUAUAUACAAUUGUUUAUAAUAAAUUUCACUUUGUUGAUCAUGAGAAUUUAUUUGUCCUUACAUGUACAAUGUACAUUUUGUUUAUUGUAAAUGUAUUUACUUAAAAUAAAUAAUGAAAAUAAAGGAAUUCUCAGUGAAAUAAAUUA